Messenger RNA from Malania oleifera, 2009 nucleotides. Its product is annotated as monodehydroascorbate reductase 4, peroxisomal. The transcript is spliced from 7 exons. Gene Ontology annotation, cellular component: cytoplasm. Gene Ontology annotation, molecular function: flavin adenine dinucleotide binding; oxidoreductase activity, acting on NAD(P)H. NCBI's taxonomy places the organism in Eukaryota, Viridiplantae, Streptophyta, Magnoliopsida, Santalales, Ximeniaceae. The record is from RefSeq and is a predicted model, not a curated record. The coding region runs from base 345 to 1781 and encodes 478 amino acids.
AGGAAUUCUGGGCAGGAGAAGACUUCCAGGGUGGCCCACUUGACCGCUGUGGGCUUCACUAGACUUGAUCGACGGUCCUGAUUGCGCGGUGUACUGAUACACUGUACAAUAAGAUACACAGGAUUGAAGGGCAAUGUCGUGAAAUGGUCGUCAUCUCCUUCACCUCUGGUUACAGAGCAACAUUGACUCCUGAUCAAUUAAACCCUUUCUUUUCUUGGAAGAGUACUCAAAGCCAGUCAAGUUUCGAAAUAAAAAUCUUCAAAUUCGAGAGAGAGAGAGAGAGAGAGAGAGAGAGAGAGAGAGAGAGAGAGAGAGAGAGAAGGAGGUAGGGAAGGAGGAAGAGAAUGGGAAGAGCUUUUGUGUAUGUGAUUCUUGGAGGAGGAGUAGCUGCAGGCUAUGCAGCUCUUGAAUUCACAAAGAGAGGGAUAUCUCGUGGGGAACUCUGCAUAAUCUCUGAAGAAUCAGUUGUGCCUUAUGAGAGACCUGCAUUAAGCAAAGGUUUUUUGCUUCCAGAAGCUCCUGCACGCCUUCCAUCAUUUCACACUUGCGUAGGUGCUAAUGAGGAAAGAUUAACUCCAAAAUGGUACAAGGAACAUGGUAUUGAACUGGUUCUUGGAACUCGAGUUAUGUCAGCUGAUGUGAGGCGGAAAACACUAUUAACAGCAACUGGAGAGACUAUAAGUUACGAGAUUCUCAUCGUUGCAACAGGUGCUCGGGCUUUGAAGCUUGAAGAAUUUGGAGCAAGAGGAUCAAAUGCUGAGAAUGUGUGUUAUUUACGUGAUGUAGCUGAUGCAACCAGACUUGUUAGUGUGAUGCAGGCUUGUAGUGGUGGGAAUGCUGUUGUCAUUGGUGGUGGCUACAUAGGAAUGGAAUGUGCUGCAUCUCUGGUUACAAAUAGAAUAAAUGUAACUAUGGUAUUCCCCGAAGCACAUUGCAUGGCUCGAUUAUUUACGCCCCAGAUUGCAAGUUAUUAUGAAGAGUAUUACAAGUCAAAAGGAGUAAAGUUCAUUAAAGGGACUGUUUUGUCGUCAUUCGAUAUCGACUCCAGUGGGAAGGUUACAGCUGUUAAUCUCAAGGAUGGGAAUCAACUACCCGCAGACAUGAUUGUGGUUGGAAUUGGAAUACGGCCAAAUACAAGCCUGUUUGAAGGCCAACUUACUUUGGAGAAGGGUGGGAUCAAGGUGAAUGGACUGUUGCAGUCAAGCAACAGUUCAGUUUAUGCUGUCGGAGAUGUGGCAGCAUUUCCUGUCAAACUGUUUGGGGAAAACCGCAGGCAUGAGCAUGUUGAUGCAGCCCGAAAGUCUGCAAGGCAUGCUGUCGCAGCUAUAAUGGAAUCAAACAAAACAGGUGAGUUUGACUAUCUGCCGUUCUUUUACUCCCGAAUGUUCACAUUGUCUUGGCAGUUCUACGGUGACAAUGUAGGAGAAGUUGUUCACUACGGGGAUUUCUCGGGAAAUACUUUUGGAGCUUACUGGGUAAGUAAGCGGCAGCUUGUUGGGGCUUUCCUCGAGGGUGGUAGCAAAGAGGAGUAUGAGGCUAUAGCCAAGGCCACCAGGCUGAGGCCAAUGAUCGAAGACUUGACUGAGCUUGAGAGGCAGGGAGUAUGUUUUGCUUUGGCAGUCAGUCAAAAACCACCACCUUCACCACACCUUGAGGUUGGUGGUUCUGGCAUUCUUUUGGAGAGACCAAUAUAUGUUUGGCAUGCAACCGCAGGUGUUAUUUUCUCUGCAUCGGUGGCUGCAUUUGCAUAUUGGUACGGGAGAAGGCGCCGAAGGUGGUGAAGGAGCUUUCCCGGCGCUGCGGUUCUGUAAACUCAUGUUGUAGCAUGGGUGGGGUAAGGUGAUUACCACCAGAUAAAUGAGUUGGAGUGUUACUGAUAACAAACCCGCAAAAGAACAAACUGUUAUUGGCUGUAAAAUUGUAUCAUCAUUAUGAUAUUGUAGAAAAUUCUCAUUUCUGUGUUACUUCUACCUUGUUUCUGAGUAAUGUAUGUCUGUACAUUGUGCAAA